AUGUCGUCGCAAGCCUGUCUUCCCACCACGAACACAUCCACUAUCCCUGUCUUGAUUGUAUGUACUGUCGCAUUCAUAGGAUCUGAGGUGCUGGGACACAAACAUUCUACCCAGGUAGGGGCUGGUCCAACAGGUCUGGCACUCGCCCUCACAUUGGCCAAGAACAACAUUCCCUUUCGCAUAAUUGAGAAAUCUCUGAGUUUCCACACUGCUCAGCGUGGAGCGGGCAUUCAGCCACGUACGCUGGAGAUCUUCAACUAUUUGGACGUACUCCCAGAUAUCCUGGCCAAAGGUCGUGAAAUGCCGCCCGCACGCUUUUACAAGCUGCCGGGCGGCGUCGUACCUGAGAAGACCUUUCACAUGAUGUUACCGGCUGACCCCACACCGUCCAUCCCAUACAACAAUGCUGUGAUGCUAGCACAAAGCAGCACCCAAGCGGUGCUGCGCGCGCAUCUAGAGAAACACGGAUGUUACGUCGAGGUCGGCACCGAAUUCUGCAGUCUAGAACAGCAUGACGACAAGGUGACGGCGAACCUUGCGAAACACAUUGCCGGUGAGACACUCAUGGAGUCGGUGGAUUGUCGCUGGCUUGUGGCAACGGAUGGCGGUAGAAGUGCCGUGCGCAAGCAGUUGGGCUUGACAUUUCGGGGUGAUGCCAUUGGGCAGCCCACGGUGAUUGGCGAAAUUGAAGUCAAAAGCGGCUUGGACCAGAUCGUGAGUGGCUCAUGA
This is a messenger RNA of Postia placenta MAD-698-R-SB12, 729 nucleotides long. RefSeq lists its product as hypothetical. The record is from RefSeq and is a predicted model, not a curated record. Bases 1 to 729 code for a protein of 242 amino acids. The transcript has 4 exons. Gene Ontology annotation, molecular function: FAD binding. NCBI's taxonomy places the organism in Eukaryota, Fungi, Basidiomycota, Agaricomycetes, Polyporales, Adustoporiaceae.